Molecule: messenger RNA, 1302 nt
Organism: Chinchilla lanigera (long-tailed chinchilla)
Lineage: Eukaryota; Metazoa; Chordata; Mammalia; Rodentia; Chinchillidae
Product: kallikrein-4-like
Exons: 7
Coding region: 1-1302 (433 amino acids)
Biological process (GO): extracellular matrix disassembly; amelogenesis; proteolysis
Molecular function (GO): serine-type endopeptidase activity
Source: RefSeq, a predicted model, not a curated record
AUGGGAUGUGGGCCUGCACUGGAGUUUGGCCUGAAAAAAGGAUUUGUUACUAUGGUACUGACUUUCAUUGCCCUCAGGUCCUACACCAUUGGACUGGGCCUGCACAGAGUUCACCAAUGGUAUGAAACAGGCAGCCAGAUGACUGAGGCCAUUUUCUCUGUGCAGCACCCAUACUACACUGUACCUUGGAGAGACCAUGACCUCAUGCUCAUCAAGUUGAGCAAACCAGUUGGGUUAUCAGAGACCAUCCAGACCAUCCACAUUGCCUCCAAAUGUCCGGAAACUGGAACCAUGUGCUCGGUUUCUGGCUGGGGCCAGUACCCUGACAGUCUGCAGUGUGUGCAUAUUCCAGUGGUGCUGGAGGAGUACUGUAAAGCAGUGUAUGAGGAAUCCUACCAUGACAGUAUGUUCUGUGCUGGUGGUGAGGGCCACAAGGACUCUUGCCCGGUAAGAGACUCGGACAGCUGGCAGAGCAGUGUGAGAGCUGCUUCCUUCCCUGUGGAGGUCACCCCUCCUGAGCCCCUGGAGAAGGUGGCCCUGCAGUGGGCUGCGGUCCAGGAAGCAAGGAUUCCUCCCAAAGGAACCGGCAAUCACUUCCCAGAUGUACCUCUCCGGAUCAGGAAACGCAUCGCAGAUGGCUUCCCUUGCAAUCCACACUCCCAGCCCUGGAUGGCCGCACUGUUUGACAAUUAUACCCAAUACUGUGCUGGAGUUCUGGUGCAUCCGCAGUGGGUGCUGUCAGCUGCACACUGCUGGAGACCAUCCUACACCAUUGUGCUGGGCCUACACGGACUUUAUGAUUGGUUUGAACCAGGCAGCCAGAUUAUCCAGGCAUGUUUUUCCGUGCAGCACCCAGACCAUCUCAACUCUUCGAGAGAUAGUGACCUCAUGCUCAUCAAGUUGAACACACCAGUUGUGGAAUCAGACACCAUCAAGACCAUCCCCAUCGCGUCCCGAUGUCCGACAUCUGGAACCAGGUGCCGGACCUCUGGCUGGGGUCAGCUGUUGAAUGGCUACGACUACCCUUAUUAUCUGCAGUGUGCAAUUAUUCCAGUGGUUUCAGAGAAAAUUUGCAGAUUCGAGCUUGAGUCAUACUACGACGACAGUAUGUUCUGUGCUGGUGGUGAGGGCUACCAAGAUGUUUGCCUUUCAGACUCUGGAGGCCCCCUGGUCUGUGGUGGGGUUCUGCAGGGCCUUGUGUCCUGGGGAUUCAAACCCUGUGGUGAACCUGGAGUUCCAAGCGUCUUCACCAACCUCUGCAAAUUCAAAGAGUGGAUAAACGAAGUUAUCCAGACCACAUAA